Messenger RNA from Alexandromys fortis (reed vole), 3193 nucleotides. It is a transcript of the gene Slc25a18, whose product is annotated as solute carrier family 25 member 18. Lineage: Eukaryota; Metazoa; Chordata; Mammalia; Rodentia; Cricetidae. The coding region runs from base 171 to 1118 and encodes 315 amino acids. Gene Ontology annotation, molecular function: L-aspartate transmembrane transporter activity; L-glutamate transmembrane transporter activity. The record is from RefSeq and is a predicted model, not a curated record. Gene Ontology annotation, biological process: L-glutamate transmembrane transport; malate-aspartate shuttle; aspartate transmembrane transport. The transcript has 10 exons.
CUGGGGGCCCCCAGCCAUGCUCCUCCAGCCUGCACACAGUAUAAGACAUUCAUCUGCUGUGAAAGUGAAUGCCCUAUGAACUGUCCUGGCCGGUACUGGAAAGGGAAUGCAGCGGCUGCCUGUGAGGACACCACAGCCUGUCCUGGGAGCUGCCAUCCAUUGCCGGCGGGAUGUCCAGCCAGGACCUGAGCGUCACUGCAAAACUCAUCAAUGGAGGUGUGGCAGGACUCGUGGGAGUGACCUGCGUGUUUCCCAUUGACCUUGCCAAGACCCGACUGCAGAACCAGCAGGGGAAAGAUGUGUAUAAAGGAAUGACAGAUUGCCUGAUGAAGACCGCACGUGCUGAGGGCUUCUUGGGCAUGUACCGAGGGGCUGCAGUAAACCUCACCCUGGUUACUCCAGAGAAGGCAAUCAAGCUGGCAGCCAAUGACUUCUUGCGGCAGCUGCUCAUGCAAGAUGGGACGCAGCAGAACCUGAAGAUGGAGAUGCUGGCCGGGUGUGGGGCUGGAAUAUGCCAGGUGGUGGUUACCUGUCCCAUGGAAAUGCUCAAGAUUCAGCUUCAGGAUGCUGGCCGCUUAGCUGUCGGUCAUCAGGGCUCCGCCUCAGCCACGCCCACCUCCCGGCCCUACAGCACUGGCCCGGCUUCCGCCCACAAGCGCCCAUCAGCGACCCUCAUUGCCCGGGAGCUGCUCCGCACUCAGGGCCUCUCUGGGCUCUACAGGGGCCUGGGUGCCACUCUUCUGAGAGACAUUCCCUUCUCCAUCAUCUAUUUCCCCUUGUUUGCGAACCUGAACCAGCUUGGGGUCAGCGAGCUCACCGGCAAGGCACCCUUCACGCACUCCUUCCUGGCAGGCUGCGCAGCGGGUUCUGUGGCCGCGGUGGCAGUCACCCCUCUGGACGUUCUGAAGACUCGAAUCCAGACCCUCAAGAAAGGCCUGGGCGAGGACACCUACAGUGGAGUCACUGACUGUGCCAGGAAACUCUGGACACAGGAGGGAGCAGCUGCCUUCAUGAAGGGAGCCGGCUGCCGGGCCCUGGUCAUAGCCCCGCUCUUUGGGAUCGCCCAGGGCAUCUACUUCAUUGGCAUCGGAGAACGUAUUUUAAAGUGCUUUGAGUAGUCUCAGGUGGCCUCGCUCGCUGCCACCUCUGGUCCUACACUUGGGACUAGGAGCAUAAGAUGCCCACCCUGUCGUACAUGGUCUUUAACUUGUAGUGCUACCUCAGAAGUGACCCAUUUUACUAAGUGAGUAGAGAGAGCCCUCAUCUCCUUCCAUGAAACCUAGGCUGUGGUACAGCUUACCAGGGGCAUUCAGCAGCCCCAACUCCCUAACAGCCUUGGUGUGUUAGGGCAGGGUCAGGCGCAGUCAGGACGGAAGAGGGCUGCUCUACGCUAACACUCCCACUGAAGGCAGGCGCAGCACAGCUGUGACGUCUGGGGACUUAGUGUUAAUCCUAGCACUGAUGCUGCUGUGACCUCAGGAGUGCACCUGUGCUCCCGAGCAUCACUAGUGGUCAAACGGACCCGAAUGAGCAGUCUGGCCACCUCACAGCUCUCCUGGCCAGAUGCCCACCCUGGUAUGGCCCUCCCAGACCCCUCCUAGUGAGUGCUUGUGGGACAUGAUCAGUAAUAAAGCUGGGUAAAUCCUUGUCCUGUAAUCAGCACAGCAGAUGACUGUGAACCUGAAGAACCAUACUGUGGCUUCUGGGGCCCCACAAUUCACUACCGUCUUCAACUGUUACCCAGGAGUGGAGAAGCUGGGGGGGGGGCUUUUCACACCUGAGUUUGUAUGAGUGUCUGUACGAGUACCCUGGGAGGUCAGCAGAGAGCACUGGAUCCCCAGGUUGCAAGCACUGAAUUCAGGCCCUCUGGAAGCAGCAGGUGCUCACAGACCCAGUCAUCUCUCUAGCUUCUUCUUUUUUUCAUGACAGGGUUUCUCUGUAGUUUUGGAGCCUGUCUUGGAACUCACUUUGUAGACCAGGCUGGCCUUGAACUCACAGAGAUCUGUCUGCUUUUGCCUUUUGAAGGCGUGUGCCACUACUGUCCAGCUAACAAUCCUGUUUUAAGAACCAGGGCUGGAGACAAGAGCUCUGUAAAUGGAGACUCUGCUUUUGUUUCCUGGCCACCCAGACCUGAAUAAUCACACAGAAACUGUAUUAAUCAUAAAACUGGCCAAUGGUUUAGGCAUAGUCCUAGCUAGCUCUUACAUCUUAAAUAAACCCAAUUCUAUUAAUCUGUGUUUCACUACGAGGUUGUGGUUUACCAGUAAGGUUCUGGCAUCCUUCUCCUUCGGCAGCUACAUGGUGUUUUCCUGACACUACCUUCUUUCCUCCUCUAUAUCUGCUUGGAUUUCCCAACUUGCUAUAUACUGCCCUGUCACAGGCCAAAGCAGCUUCUUUAUUAACCAGUGGUAAUAAAACAUAUUUACAACAUACAGAGGGGAAUCCCACAUCAUAGCUCAGUUAGUGGAGUGCUUACAUAGCAUGCUCCCAAGUCAUGGGGUCCAUCCCCAGCACCUCAUAACUUGGACAUGGUGGCAUGCACCUAUAACCGCAGCACUCAGGAGGUAGAGGCAGGAAGAUAGGAAACUGAAGGUUGUCCUCUGUCAAUAAGCAAGUUCUAGGCCAACCUGAACUGCAUAAACUGUAACAAAACCAUCAAAACAUCAAAAUGGAAAAGAACAUGCAUUAGUCCCACCUAACUUAAAACCUGGUGGUGGGGGGGACAGAUGUGCAUGCAAAUACCCAUCUGACCGGCUUCCUUCUCUGUGAGGAACCCCACUGCCGGAUCGCAGACAGUUGUGCCUUCACCUAAGGGCAAAGGAAAGCAUGGGUGCUGGCCGGGAAAGGGCCUGCACUAAUACAAAGCUCCCCCCUCCAAAACGUGGACUUUUUUUACUUUGUCCAGAUAAAGCUGCUUUAACAAAGAUGCAUGGACUAUAGGUUGGGGGGGCGUGGCUGAGUGGUACAGCCCAUGUUUACUGUGUGAGGUUCUGGGACCUGCCCCAGCACGUGUGUACGUGUGCACACACAAAGCUGUCCAGACCCUGGGAUAUACUGAACAGCCUGUGUAUGGUGUCCACUUGGUCACAGGGCUGCAGGAAGGUCUAGUAAAAAUAUCACUUAUCACCGGGGUUCAGAAAUCCUCUCUGGAUUCCGUUUUUCCUUUGGUGGUGGCGGUGGGUAGGGUCUUCUU